Molecule: messenger RNA, 915 nt
Organism: Zea mays
Lineage: Eukaryota; Viridiplantae; Streptophyta; Magnoliopsida; Poales; Poaceae
Exons: 1
Coding region: 66-701 (211 amino acids)
Source: RefSeq, marked validated
ACCAUCCCAGCAAGAGCAAGCUUCAACCUUUGCAUGCAGAGACCUAGUGGAAUAGAGCGAGGGGAAUGGAGCAAGGAGACGAGGCGUCGUCGGUGACCAAGGAGAGCCCGGAGCAGCAGCUUACCCGGGACCGGGAGCAGCAGCACGACGCCGGCGUGGCGUGGCUGAACCUCACGCUUCGCGCGGGCGAGUCGCCCUCGCCGGACGCGGCCGCGAGCUGCUCCGCCGAGUCCGGGUCCGGGUCCGGGUCCGGGUCCGGGUCCGGGCCCGAGCCCACCGCCAAGCCGUCCGCCGCCCCGCACAAGGUGUUCUCCUGCAACUUCUGCCUGCGCAAGUUCUUCAGCUCGCAGGCGCUAGGCGGGCACCAGAACGCGCACAAGCGGGAGCGCAGCGCCGCCAAGCGCUCCUACCACGCGCACCGCAUGAUCGUGGGCCUGCCGCUGCACGCGCACGCCGCGCUCAUGCACUCGCUCCGGGUCAGCCCGGCCUCGUCGCCGAUCCACAAGGCGGCGGGCCCGGCCAGAGCGGCGGCGAGGUUCCUCGAGGGCGGCUCCGCCUGGGGGACGACGGUCGCCGCCUGCGAGGAGGCGCCCGGUUCGGCGGCGUGGCCUGGGAGCUUCAGGCUGAGAGCGCAGCACUCGGAGCACGAGCGAGCGUUCGAGACUGAACAGAGCAAGAUCGACUUGGACCUCAGGCUCUGAUGGGGGGAUGUGCCCGUGCAUGGUCAGUUCAUCUGCUGAAUAAAUCUGGUCUGGAGAUAUGAUCAGGUUCAGCUCACUGUCAGGUGAAAACCCAUAGAGUUUUGGACAUAUUGAGUCGCUUAGAAUUGUUUUGAUGGUACUGCAAUUAUGCAUUUCUGUAGCUGGAAACUGUACUUUAGAUCUAUUGACAGACAUCAGUUUUCUUGCAUGUUUU